Messenger RNA from Pocillopora meandrina, 2989 nucleotides. NCBI's taxonomy places the organism in Eukaryota, Metazoa, Cnidaria, Anthozoa, Scleractinia, Pocilloporidae. The record is from the annotation of a GenBank genome assembly.
AUGACCAAACAUGAGUUGUCACAACGUCUUAUAAUUUUAUUCCUUGGCGUACAGGAAUGGAAUAAUCCUUACCUACGUUGGGAUCCUUUGAAUUAUGAAAACUUAACACGGAUACUUGUGGAUCCAAGAGAAGUUUGGGUACCUGAUAUAGUACUAGAAAACAAGUAAGUUGAAUUCUGUAGCAGUUUAAGUAAAUAAAUGUUGCCUUUGGCUGAUCAAGGAUGAGGCUUUCAUGACACUUUGGAAGUAUCAAGCAUUAAGCUAGUGUCCUAAAAGAAACCGUCGGGAAAGAUUGAAAUGCCCGAGUGUUCAUACCAAGUAACAGGAGGUUUGCACGUGCAAGUAUUAUUCAGUUGAUAAUCAAUAUUGAAAAUACACUCCAAAUUUUUUAGACUGCGAGAUUGUUUUGCAUCGUAUUCGGACUUUAAAAUAAAAGAUUAAACGAAAAAUCAAGAAAAAAAAAAAGAAACAUAAAAAGAAACUGAAUGUUUUUUUCUUACUUUUUAUGCAACCAUGAAUUCACUCCACAAAGCUAGCAUUGAGGACUUCCUAUUGGAGCAUUUUAACUUUCAUCACGAAUAAACGGGCAUACAGUAAUGCGGUGGUGCGGCUAGCACAUUCCUCUCUGGGUCUGAUUCAAGAUACUGGACUCAAAGUUGUUUUAAAACCAAAUUUAAAUUUCGUGAGCUCAUAAUGAGUCGCAGUUCUUUAAUGGGUAUAGGUGUUAUGAACUACUAAAAUUAGGAGUGUUCUGGCCAUGAGUUUGGGGAUUGUUUAGGCCUAUUAGAUUAUCUUGAAAUCAUUGUGCGAGUCUAGUGAGCCUUGGUUUUUCAUGUUCUGCAAGACCACACAUUACGUUUAGAGUGAUGUGUUCUUGACCAUUAUAAUGGGUCUAAGUUAUUUUACGAUAAUCGUUGUUGCUUUUUGUGUUGAGUUUGUGCUGGACCUUUUUCAUUUCGAAUGUGAGGUGAAAUCGUUUUUUAACGAUCUAAAAAUAUGAUUACUCUUGCAAGAUCAGUUGUCCCGCAAGUUCAAACAUGCCUAUUGAUGGAAUAUUUAAGAGCGCGUACUCAGGGCUGAACUAGAGAGAAACAGAGACUUAGUCAUUCAGACAAAGAGCCAUUAAGAGUCUGUAACCCUUUAAUUCCCAAGAUGUCCUUAGUAAUUCUCCUUACUGUCUGCCAUACAGUUCUUGUCAUGUUAGUUUGGAGAAUUUGGUAUUGGAUCAACUUAUGAUCCCCUAAUUGAUAUUUUUCUUCAUUUUCAUCACUUGUCUGCUUGAUAUUGUGUUAAUAUUGGAAGGAGAAAUCCUGUUUUGGUCAUCAUGUGAGUUAGGGGACUCCGUUUGUGCGAGUUGCUCGAGCUUCUUUACCCUUAAAGUCUAACAUAAGCAUUACUGACACUCUCUACAAAUCCAUUUCUUCCAACCUCCAGCGCCGACCAUGGGGUCGUUCAAGCGGGGCACGUGGAAAAAUUCCGAAGUUGGGUGCGUGUGAACAGCGUUGGUCAGAACACGUGGCUAUCUCCAGCAACGUUCAAAAGCAAGUGUGCGCUUAGUUUCAAAAACUUUCCCUUUGACAUACAGAAGUGCAGCCUGGUUUUUCGUUCAGUAACUGCUGAUCGUACCCUUUUGAACAUCGACACUACACCCAUCAAGAACGAUGAUCCUGAGAAAGGUAUGAUUACAUGGCAAUAUUUGUGUGACAAUUUGAAGAAAAUAGGUCCUGAGUCAACUCAAAUAAACUAUUGCCUUUGAAAAACAAUAAGGAGUGCAAUUAAAUAUAUCCUUAAUUGCCUUAUUUUUCAUGACUUAGAGCUUAAUCUCGCGGCAUCUAAUGGUUAUUGGACUCUAAGAAGCUUUGAGAUCAAGAUAGAGGAUAAAAAGCAAUCACCGAUUUUCAGCAAAGUUGAAGUAUCAUUUCGUAUUGGACGUAAACCCUUGUUCUUUGUCCUUUUCACCAUCGUUCCUUGCAUGAUCAUUGGGCUGCUGGUUCUUGUGAGUUUCUUCAUUCCCACGGAGAGCGGCGGAAGGAUCGGACUGUGCUCAACGAUUCUGCUGUCAGUCAGUGUGUACCUACUCGUCGUCGUAAAUCAGCUUCCGGAACAGUCCGACGAGUUGCCCAUUAUUGGUGUUUACUACAUUGUGAUCAUGUUUGAGAUCGGUCUGGCGCUGACUGUCACAGUUGUUGUUAUGAUGGCUCAUCACGCGACUUCCGAGCCACCCUGCAUCUUGACCUGGAUAACAGGUGAGGUUAAUAACUGAAAAUCUGUCCAUCUCAGUAAAAUAGAAAAAUGUGAACUCAAAGUCAGUAAGUGACAGUAGUAAUCUCAAUGGUAACUCGUGACACGGUGAAUUUAUCACAUUCAUGAAGAUGACGAUGGUGACGAUGAUAACGACGAUGAUAACGACGAUGAUAACGACGAUGAUAACGACGAUGAUAAUUAAAGCGAGAAAGAAAAUUGCGAAUAGUGACAGACGUUGUACAAACAACACCUCUGAUCUCGAUCAUGACAAUAAUUUACAAAUGAACUUAAAGGUGGACGUUGCAUCAUACAUCUUUGAUAUUAGUGCCCGGCGGUUGACAGGAAAGAGGUGACUUGGAAAUAUUUCCCCACCAAUUUUGCGAAACUAAAAUAUUCCUUAAUUUAUAAAAUUUCAGUGGUUAACAGGAUUGGUUGCUGCCUAAGACACAAUAGAAGAAAACUUCACUUUGGCUCUACUCUCGGUGCAUCUCCUGAAGUUGGGGAAAGAAACACAAACAUUGAAAUGGAGGAAACUGCUAAUGUUAAGCAAGGAAAGGUUGAUAAGCAGAUUUCAGAAGACACCCACGGGGAGGAAACACCACCCACCUCGGUUUCUAAAGAAGAAGUCGACAAGAAAACCUGGGAGGACAUCGCUCAAGCACUCGACCGUAUUUUCUUCUGGUUGUUUUUGGCGCUGGUUGUGUUUACUUCCAUUGCAAUCUACUCAUACGCAGGGAAGCUUUAA